This is a messenger RNA of Cannabis sativa, 1184 nucleotides long. RefSeq lists its product as uncharacterized. NCBI's taxonomy places the organism in Eukaryota, Viridiplantae, Streptophyta, Magnoliopsida, Rosales, Cannabaceae. The transcript is spliced from 5 exons. The coding region runs from base 213 to 929 and encodes 238 amino acids. The record is from RefSeq and is a predicted model, not a curated record.
AUAAUAGGUCAGCCCAUAAUGGGAAAUAUAACAUUGGGCCAGGUCGAGAAAGUGGAAUUGGUUAAGAGAGAAAGAGAGAGAGAACCUAUUCACCUCGUUUACCUUCCUUUUCCAUUCUUCCCUACUUCCCUACUCUUCUUCCUUAUUCUCUCUCCGGCCGCCGUCGCUCUACAACAGUUUUUCAAUUUCAGUAUAUAUUAUAUAACAGAAACAUGAUAAAGCGUCGAUUCUACAAGAUGGACCAUGGUGACAAAAACGACGAGGUCACUGACGACUCUUCUUCCUCCUCCGACUCCGAAGUUGAAGCACAAUCUCAAAGCGAUGAUGAUGUUGAUGGAGUUUCCCUUGAACAACUUAAAGGGGAUGAUGCUGAAGCUUGCUCUACCUCUUCCGGAUACGAGACUGAGGAUAGCUCCGCCAAUGAACUUGGUAUCGACUCCUCAGGUCUACCAAUAGAUGAAGAGGAUUCUGAUUCUGGAAAUGAAAGACCAAAUCGAAUUGACAGUCAGCUGUCAGACAAUGAGUUGGAUUUGGCAGGUUUUCCAGAAUGUGUUUUGAAGUCGAAAUCGGUUUUUAAGUGCAAGUUAUGCCCAAGAAUAGUCUGUUUAAAUGAGGAGUCAUUGAAGGCUCAUUUGAAGUCCAAGAGACAUUCCCGUUCAGAGAAAUUACUCAACGAGGGAAGGCUUAAGAGUAUUCUCAACAGUGAUGGGGAAAUUGACAAUGAAGACUUACCUGCAAAGCAACAUGAGGAAGCUGAACCUCCUUCACAGGAUAAACCAAAGAGGGAAAAAAGGGGCAGGCAGAGACAACGUCGUCGAUUACAGAACAAGAGGUCAAAGCAGAUGAAAACAGAACCUGAUUCUAGUCAUAAAAAAUCUAAGCCAACAAGAGAGAAGCCGCUGGCGAAGAGGAGUAAACAUGACAAGUGAAAGGUGUUAUUUGGCUGCUAAACAAGAGUAUGCAUACUGUGAGAAAUGGUAUGGAGACAUGACAUCCUCUUUUAGUUCGUUGGUUGGAGUGAUGUGGUUAGUGUCGAUCUGAGAAUACUUUUAUUUAUGUUUUGGUGUUUUCAAAGUUGUGUGCCCUAUUCUGUCUUCAGAUGAAGGUUGAUUCACUCUGUUGUAGCUUUUUAUUCUUCAUGUUUACUGUUCUAUGAGCAAUAACAAUUUUGUCAUUUAAUUUAA